Molecule: messenger RNA, 3511 nt
Organism: Oryzias melastigma (Indian medaka)
Lineage: Eukaryota; Metazoa; Chordata; Actinopteri; Beloniformes; Adrianichthyidae
Gene: tap1
Product: transporter 1, ATP-binding cassette, sub-family B (MDR/TAP)
Exons: 13
Coding region: 571-2769 (732 amino acids)
Biological process (GO): transmembrane transport
Cellular component (GO): membrane
Molecular function (GO): ATP binding; ATP hydrolysis activity; ABC-type oligopeptide transporter activity
Source: RefSeq, a predicted model, not a curated record
AACUGGUUCUAUUACACCAUGUAUUCGUUUUAUAGUGCUUUCUUUGUUAUCUUGUGAAUUUUUAUUGUUUUUAUUUAUUUAUUUUUUAGCUUUUACCUUGUUUAUUCUUCUUGAGAAAUUGAUAUUUUAUGUUGGGCACGAGUCCCUGAAAAAUCCUUUUACGCCCCUGAAUCCGAUCACGUUCAGUUCCGGCUCUUCGCCACACGGGGUCACUGUUGGACCGUUUUCUUCAUUCUGCACAGAUGUUGGAUUUUGACAGCUGUUAUGAGGAUUAGUUGGAUUCAUGCAUAACUUUUUUUUUUUUAAGUUUUUUAAAUUGUAUUUUUUUAAGAAAAAUGUAACGUAAAUGUUUGUACAGCUAUGAUGUAGGAAGAAGGACGGGGCUUUCCAUCGUGUGUGUGUGGUUUCGGUUUCGCUUCGUGGGGUGUCUUAGCCGGGUGAGGAGUCGUCAGGCUGCCGGUCAGGAGGAAGACAAAUACAACUUUUUAACUCCUUCCGGAGAAACAAAAGUAUUUCUUCCAAACGUUUUGCUGCAAAUUUACAUUUUCAAUACGACAAAAGACCUGCGUGAUGCCUAAAAUGAGCCCCUUCGUCCCUCUGCUCUGCGUCUGCCUGGACGUCUGCACGGUGCACGCCCUCCGCCUGGCCCAUUUCUCCCUUCUGCUGCGCACCCAUCCCUUCUUCACCCUGUGGGCGGGGGCCCUGAUCAGGGCCUCCAUCCUGGUCUUUCUCGCCUUCACCUUCCCCGGGUGCCCCCCAUGGACGAGGAGCUCCCGGGGCCUCCAGAGCAUAGGGGUCCUUUGCUUCCACUUCCCGGUCUACGUGGCUCUUAUGUGGCUGCUGGGGGGCUCCGUGGUGGAAGAACUGUGGGGGUGGCACAGCUGGGAGAGGGUAUUCCAGGGGUACGCGGUGACGGCGGUGGCGCUGCUCUACUUCAUCAAAGCCUCGUCCGCGUGGUCAAAGGCACCGCCCAAGACGUCUGGACCGGACACCAGAGCCUCUCUGAAUCGCCUGAUGGGAUACAUGCGGCCUUACCUGGCCCGCUUUGUUUUCGUCCUGGCUAUGGUAAUCCUGUCGUCCUACGGGGAGAUGGCCAUCCCAAAGUACACCGGCCGGAUGACGGACUGGAUCAUUGAUGACGAGUCCCCGGAGGCGUUCUCCCAGGCCAUCACCAUCAUGACACUGAUGACCAUCGGCAGUGCCGUUUUUGAGUUUGUGUGCGACCUUGUGUACAACAUCACCAUGAGCCUCAUCCACACCUCCGUGCAGGCGGCCGUCUUCCAGGCCGUGCUCAGGCAGGAGAUCGCUUUCUUUGACGCCACUCCCACCGGUGUUCUAGUUUCUCGCAUCACUACGGAUACCAACGACAUGAGCGAGGCUCUGAGCGAAGAGCUGAGCCUCCUGAUGUGGUACACAGGACGCUUCGCCUUCCUGCUCUUCUUCAUGGUCAGCCAGUCCUGGAAAAUGACCCUGCUCACCUGCAUGGGCCUCCCCAUCAUCUGGGUCAUCCCAGAGCUCACCGGACACUUCCACCAGAUCACCGCUAAGAAGGUUCAGGAGUCGCUGGCCAAGGCCAACCAGGUUGCCACGGAGACCUUCUCCUGCAUGAAGACCGUCAGGAGCUUUGCCAACGAGGAUGGCGAGACAGAGAAGUACAGGAAGAGGCUGGAGGAAACGUAUUCUCUGAACAAACAAGAGGCUGCAGCGUACGCUGCCACAACCUGGGCUAACAGCAUAACAACUCUGGCCCUGAAGGUGUGCAUCCUGUACUACGGCGGGACGCUGGUGACCAGGGGGGCGGUCAGCAGUGGAGAUCUGGUUUCCUUCGUUCUGUACGAGCUGCAGUUCACCUCUGCUGUCGAGUCUGUCAUGCGGUACUACCCAGAGGUGAAGAAGGCCAUCGGUGCCUCUGAGAAGAUCUUUGAAUAUUUGGACCGCAAACCUCAGAAGCCUCCUUCAGGCACACUGGAACCCAAGGUCCUGAAAGGACACGUUCAGUUCAAAAACGUGUCGUUUUCCUAUUCUGGAAAGAGCGAUGAGAGCGGUCUUGUUCUGAAGGAUGUUUCUCUGGAAAUAAAACCCGGUCAGAUCACCGCGCUCGUAGGACUGAACCGGUCCGGGAAGACCACCUGUGUCAAACUGCUGGAGAGGUUCUACCAGCCGCAGUCAGGAGAGAUCCUUCUGGACGGGAACGCUCUGCACAGCUACAAAGACGAGUUCCUGCAUGAAAAGAUCGCCGUUGUGAGUCAGGACUGCGUCCUGUUUGCUCGCUCCGUUCGGGAGAACAUCAAGUACGGCUACGAACAGGCCACAGAUGAGGAGAUGUUCACGGCAGCCAAGCAGGCCAGCGCCCACCAGUUCAUCGAGAAGCUGACGAAAGGAUACGACACAGAUGCUGGUGAAAGAGGGGGGCAGGUAUCUGGAGGACAGAAGCAGCGCAUCGCCAUCGCGCGGGCUUUGAUCAGGAAACCAAAGAUUCUGAUUCUGGACAACGCCACCAGUGACCUGGAUGUGGAGAACGAGCACCAGGUCCGCCAGACCCUGAUAAGCCUGAAGAAGAACUGCUCGGUGCUGAUGAUUUCCAACAAGAUGAGCGUGGCGAAGGAAGCAGACCACAUCAUUGUUCUGGACAGCGGGGAGGUGAAGGAGGACGGCAGCCACCAGGAGCUCAUGGAGAGAGGCGGUCUUUACGCCGCACUGGUGGAAAAGCAGGAACAAGGCAUUUCCCGUCAAGAAGAAGAGAACGCCGAGGAAGAGCUAACCGCUUAAAUGACACUAAGCUGACUGGUUACAAAACCAGGAAAUUAAGCCGGAGUUUUUCUAACAUCCUGCUUUUUAAAGAGGCCGAAGCAUCGAGGAGAACCCCAAAGAACGGCACUGGGACCAGACAUUCUGUUUUUGAUCAUGGAAUUAAAAAUAAAUAUAAUUUAUUUGAGUUUUUCCUGAUUUCAGGCAGAUUUUUAUCUAGAUCUUCAAGAAGAGAAGCAGAGGAGUCCUUCACAGAUGAAUGUAGUGUUUGUUGUCCUCGUUUGUUCAUCUUUCGUACACCUGCAGACGUUCAACCUCUUCUUUACAAACGGUUUAUUUGAUUUGGAUAAAAGAAUGAGUUUAAAAUUCUGGUUUCACUUUCAACAACAGUCUUAAAGACACACCUCAAAUUUGGGAAGAAGAGGGUGAAAGUGAAAGUCUCUGAUACAACUUCACAUUAAGGAAUACGUCCUUGUAAAAAAAAAGAAAUUUAGUUAUUGAAUUGAAACAAAUUAUUUCUGAAUAAGUCUGGUUAUUUAGAGCUGUUGCAAUUUCCAUGUUUUUUCUAUCCAUUCAUAAACAUUUAUUUUGGCACAGUUUUCCGUGUACUUUUGAUUGUUCUUUUACAAUGUUGUCGGGCAAGGAAAGUCCUUUGAAAAUAUGAAUGGGAUUUUUGAUCAUCAGAUUUAACGUGUAAAGCUUUCAGGGCAGCUCUGUUCUUUGCUUAUUCAAAGGUUUGUGGUUAUUAAACUGUUUUUAUGCA